UUCAGGGCGGAAAUGCUUUUGUUUCUUUUCUGGUUUACGCCAACGUAGAAAGAAGCGCUUCCCGGAGUGAACAUGGCGCUCUCGGGUGCCCUUUAGGUACGGCACGGUUCUGUUCCCCGUUUCUCGAGGCACAAUGGCGCUGAAGAGGAUGGUUUUGCACUUGGGGGCAGCGGCCAGGACAUCCCGGAAAGCUGAUCAAGCCAUUAGAUAUAGUUCUGCUAUUCCCAGUUCUACACCUUCUUCAGCAGAUGAAGUAGAUACAAGAGAAAAUGAGAUUGUGGCCCCUGACUUCACUAACCGGAACCCACGUAAUUUGGAACGCCUGGCUUUGGCAAGGAAGGAACGAGGCUGGAAAACCACAUGGCCAACACGAGAAUUUUGGCUUAGGGUGCGACUCAAUCAAACCCAGAAGCAUGUGGAGGCCUAUGUUGAGAGCUCCAGUGGUCACAUAGUAGUCUCUGCCUCCACCCGAGAAUGGGCCAUAAAGAAACACCUUCAUAGCACAUCGGGUGUGACAGCAUGUGAGAAUGUGGGGCGUGUGCUUGCGCAACGGUGCCUUGAAGCAGGAAUUAACUUUGUGCAUUUUGGAGCAAUCGUUCCAUGGACAGAGCAGAGCAUUUCGGUCAAAAAAUUUGAAAACGCUAUGACAGAGGGUGGAAUCGUAAUGAACGAGCAGCAAAGAGUGUAUACUUAAACUAACAAGUCACAAGAAGAUCCUGAUGCAAGUCUUAUAAACAUACUGUUUAAAGGUGUAAUAGUAUUGAAACCUGUUAAAUAAAAUAAAGUUUUAAUAUAAAAA
Messenger RNA from Pogona vitticeps (central bearded dragon), 799 nucleotides. Lineage: Eukaryota; Metazoa; Chordata; Lepidosauria; Squamata; Agamidae. The record is from RefSeq and is a predicted model, not a curated record.